Aspergillus heteromorphus CBS 117.55 is the source of this 1219-nucleotide messenger RNA. RefSeq names its product NmrA/HSCARG family protein. The transcript has 3 exons. The record is from RefSeq and is a predicted model, not a curated record. Lineage: Eukaryota; Fungi; Ascomycota; Eurotiomycetes; Eurotiales; Aspergillaceae. Bases 230 to 1144 code for a protein of 304 amino acids.
GUCUGUCUCCAGAACAACGGCUCUCGGUCUACAGUUUGACACCGAGAUUAUCAAUUUGUUGUCAAUAUAGUAGUUUCUAGUAGUUGCUGGGCAGUCCGGAUUCAUUUUUGCAGUAUAUAACUGUGGAACCCUCAAGUGUCUGAUUGUUGAUAUCAUCAGAUAUUGAAAUCACUACAUCGUUGUUCAUAGCAUCCCCCAGAUCACACCCACCAUCAAUCGUUCAUCCACCAUGUCCAAGUUGCUCACUGUCUUCGGGGCUACCGGCAACCAGGGUGGCUCCGUGGUCGAUGCUAUCCUCGCGGACCCCCAGCUGUCGAAGGAAUUCAAGGUCCGCGGUAUCACGCGCGACGCCACCAAGAAGUCCGCCCAGGAGCUGGUCAAACGGGGUGUCGAGGCUGUCACAGCCGAUCUCAGCUCCAUCGACUCCCUCACCGCAGCCAUUCAGGGCUCCCACACCGUCUUCCUCGUCACCAACUACUGGGAAGCGAUGAGCGCAGACGUCGAAUACUCACAGGGCAAGAACGUCGCGGAUGUCUGCAAGGCUGUUGGCGUCUCGCACCUGAUCUUCUCGUCCCUUCACCACGUGAAGGAGAACACCAACGGACGCCUUAGCCACGUCCCUCACUUCGACAGCAAGGCCAACGUGGAGAAGUACAUCCGUGCCUCGGGAGUCGGAUGCAGCUUCGUCCUUCCAGGGUACUACAUGAGUAACUUGAAGCAGACGCUCAGGCGCGCCGAGGACGGCAGUUACCAGCUCUUCUUCCCGGUUGGCAAGCAGGCCCAGUUCCCGCUUUUUGAUGCCGCGCAAGAUACCGGCCUCUUCGUGAAAGCAGCAAUCAAGCACGCAGACCAACUGAAGAAUAAGCAAAUUCUGGCCGCCGCUAAGUACUAUACUCCCGAAGAGAUUGUGAACAUCUUCUCCGAGGUUUCGGGCAAGAAGGCGGUCUUCAUUCAGGUUUCCGCGGAGCAGUACAAAGCCGCACUUUCCCCUGCGGUGGCGGAUGAAUUCCUCGAGAAUCACCUGUUCGUGGAAGAGCCGGGUUAUUAUCUGGGAGAACCCCUCGAGCCUAGUCUGAAGCUUGUUGACUCGGAGCCUACGACCUGGGCGGAGUUUGUGCGGAAGAAUAUUGCGACUUGGAAAUAGGGUGUGCAGCCGACUGGACAGUGAAAGACAUGGUGUAAUUUGAAGGACCCUCUGAAUUGAAUUUAUUUUAUUAGU